CAACAAGCGAGCUUACAUCCGAUACAAAGUCCAAUAACAUACUGUGCAAAAUGUCGAUGCGUUCAACGUACGUACGUGCGUAAAACGUGAUGGAGGUCCGAUCCUGAUUACACGAAGAUACCAGAGCUAGAGACUUCCUAAACUUUGUAACUGGUUGUAGUUUCCAACCGAAUUUUUCUUGCCUUUUUAAACACAGUAUGUAUUCCAACUGACUACAAGUUAUAAGGACAUAUUUCCAACUGCCAAUGCCCAAGAGAAUUGGAGCUGUUAUUUCGAUGACUAGGUUUUUGGUGAGUGUUUUCGACACCAAGUCGUCGAGUUGUUGUGUGUUUUAAUUUUACUUCUUGGACACAAACCGUAGCGUUGUCGAGCACGAUGGAGACCCAGAGUCAGCAAAACCAACCGAGACAAGUUUUACACGUCCGGAGUGACUCGGACGCAGAGUUGGAGGAUUUAUUUAAGAGUGUUAUGAACCCUCAGAAACCUGCCCAGGGCAGCUCCAUCCCAAUGCGGAUGAGAAAUCUCCCGUCUUCGUUUUUCAAAGAGCCAAACCAUGUUCCCGGACAUUCUCGCGAAUCGAGUGCGGACAGUACGAACUACGGGUCGACUAAUGGUAGCAACGUGAGUGGCAGCGGACAGUCGUUGGCAGCACCCGGGCUCACCAUCGCCCACUCCCGGGCGCAUUCUUCACCGGCUGCCCUCCAGGAAAUGCACGCCGUUGGGGCGCAGAGUUUACAGCAUCAGCAUUUGAGGCAACAAAGUUAUGAUAUUACAGAUGAAAACACACCACUGCCACCAGGCUGGGAGAUGGCAUCAACAAGUACCGGCCAGAGAUAUUAUCUUGACAACAAGGGGAGAUUUUUACUGUCAACCCAAAAGCCAGAUAACAAUCACAAUAGACACAGUACUACAUGGCAGGACCCCCGCAAGACACUGAGCACCUCACAGCUCAACAAGGUGAACUCCGUGGCUCCCAACCCACCGCCUCCGAUGCCACCACAGAUCAACGCGAUGACACCGCCGGCCACGACGUCCAGCCAGCAACCGUUGCCUGCCAUGCAGGACCUGGGUCCUCUGCCGUCCAACUGGGAGCAGGCAACCACUCCUGAAGGCGAGGUCUACUUCAUCAACCACUUGGAGAGAACCACAACUUGGCUGGACCCAAGAAUCGCUAUGCGAGCUCCAGGAACAGUGCAGGCAGCUGCAGCAGCACUGCAACAGAACACGCAGCAAACAGCUCAACAGCCAGCACAACAGACCAUGGCCAUGUCACCCACACCAGCACAGCAGGCCGGCAAGCUACCGGGGCCUGAUAUAUCACAGCAGCAGCGGCAGCAGCAGGUACGGUUGCAGCGUCUGCAGAUGGAGAGGGAGUGCCUUCAGCGACGUCAGGCCGAAAUACUGCAGCAGAUGGCCGCAAGUGGAAAAAACAGAUCUCUGCCUAGAAAUUUUUGGCCACAAGAGGGCAGUACUCAAAUGAAAGGGGGCCAGGGCGGUGUGCCCAAGGAGAUGCAACUACGACGUGACUUGGAUCCAGUGACAGUGAGUAACGGCAACGAUGGUAACACUGUCAGUACCACAGGCUUGGAUCCUUUCCUCAGCAGCAGUAACACCUCCAACUUUCACAGUCGUGAGGAGAGCGGUGACAGCGGCUGCGGUAUGAGCAACUACAGCCACCCAAGGACCCCCGAUGACUUGCUGAGUAAUGUGGAAGACAUGGAGGCUAUUGAAGGUGAACGCAAGACACCCAUACCAGCUCCCCUGACCCCGCGCCAACACAUGGACUUCCUGGAUUCGAUGCCUGGUACCAACAUUGACAUGGGCCCCAUGGAGGGAACCGGUGACAACAGCAACCAAGGCAACAUGGACAGCGACGAGCUGGUGCCCAGUCUUCACGAGGCGCUCAACACGGACAUCUUGAAUGAUGUGGAAGCUGUGUUGUCACCCAACAGAAUCGACAACUUCCUGACAUGGUUAUAGAGGGCGCUAUAUACCUCCAGCAAUAGGAUUUUAACAUUUGACAAGCUGUAUCUGAGUUGUGCCUAUUUGCUUGUAUGUUCACUGUUGGAAUGAUUGCCUGAUAAACAGAGCUGCUAACAGAGUAUUUGAUUGAAAAUUUUAUUUGAUCAUGAAAAACAAAGUGAAGCUAACAAGACUAGGCUUCUAAGUCAAUAGUGACAGUAACAAGUCUAACUCACUGGUGACAGUCACAACAUUGUAAGUCAGUCAGUCAGUCAGUCAGUGUGAUAAACACAAAAAGGACACUAGGCUACCCGCAGAGAUCAGCAAGAACUAACUUUUGUAUGUUCGGAUCAGCACUUGUAUUUGAGUGUAAUGUAUAUUUUCAGACCAGGUUCAUCAUGAUCAUCAUGAAUAUGCAUCAAGUAAUCGAAUGUGAAUUAAGGGCAGUCAGCAGCUAUAGAAAAUAGAAUUAUUCAGAUGUAACCUUUUGUCUUGUAUUCGGCCUUCUUUAAAAACAAAAACCCAGAAUAUCUGUAUGAAGGGACUAGCUCUCUUGAAACCACCAGUGUGAACAAAUUAGAGUAAAGUGGUAUUACAGAAGCCAGUGGAUUGCCAGAGAACGAGAAAUUCCAUUGAGACUGCCUACGAGAAUGCAAGCGACAAUCUGAAUAUGUUCAAGGCAUAAUGUCAGAUAAGCACUAGAAACUGGUGUUGUGUUUCUGGUUGUUACAAUUUGUUUGGAUUGAAAUUAGAGUAUGAAAACUACUGAACUGCUCUACAUGCAUGCAACAGUCUUGCUAGCAUGUCUGUUACAUGCAAGAAAUAAUCAUUUCUGUUGAAACAUCUUUCAUCUUUUUUAUGUGAUGCUUAAGAAUGUCAGUCACGCCAAAAAUGACAAGACAAGGCAAGCCCAGUAAAGAUGGUCCCAGAGCACACAAAAUCUGUUCAAUAAGUGAUUCAGAAUGGCUUUUGAUUCAAACUGGAAGUGUAUUCAAGUGGCAGUUGGGAAGUCAGUCAGACAGUGAGUCAGUCAGUCCGAUAUGUAGGUGAACAAAGAUGACUCUACGCUGUUCCUCUGGGACCAGCAAAACUACGGUGUACAUGUAUGAGUUGUAAUGACAUGUAAUUGAUCUGAUUGAGGUUCAGAGCAUUAUAUUGUAACAUAUGCAUGCAUACUUUCACAUGUACAUGAUUAAAUGAUGACUUUGAUAGGUAAGUUCUUAGAUGCACUGCCAUUUCAUUUCACAUACAACCAGUUUUUGGAAUAACUGGUUUCUACAUGUACCGGUAUGUUAUUGCUUUUGGAUAUCAAGGAUAGUGUGAGUUAAGCUUUCUAUCUUAAGCCAACAUUUGGCUCGAUAUCCAUGGACAUGAUUUUUAUUAGUCAAGUAAGGCUUUCUCAUACGUAUAUUUGUACAUGGCACUUACAUGUACGUAUUUAUCUACCACAGUGGCUUGUUUGAACAAAUAUUUAUAAAAACAAAAUAUUUUUGUGUAAUAAAGUGAUUGCAUAUUCAUGUUUUGAGAUUGAAAUAAAAUUUAUAAGAUUAAAAAGUACUAGAACUAUGUGCCUUCCAAUUCACUUUAUUUAAGAGAAAACUUUGGUACCUCAGAUAUGUUUAUAUUCAAUCUUUUUCAAAAUAGUACUUGGCAUGCCACGUGUACCGAAAUCAUUCUCCACUUGUUGGAAACAUAAUUUUAAGAAUGGUUUGAAUUUAUUUUGAGAAGUGUGUAACUGCAUAUUGUCAUUUUGAGUGUCGCUUUUUUGUAUUGAAGACAGUAAUUUCAAAGUGAAAGAAAUGGCAUGGGCCGGAAUAGACCAAAUACUGUUAUAAAAACGGACAAUAAUGAAUGGAUGAAUAAUUUAAACUGAAGAUUUUUGGAUUUGACUUGUGUGUUUCAUAAAUUCUAGAGUCCUGUAUUCUGGAACUUUUCUGCUGUGCUUUGAACUAUAUCUUGAUUUUUUUUCCUUUUACUAGUGUUAGUAACUUGGCAAUUUCAAAUAUUGAAUCUUCUUGUAAAAAAAAAAAUUAACCCUUCUUUUUGGAUAUCAAACUAUUGAUAUGUUUUGCAAUGUAUAAUUACUUAACAGAAAUCUGUUGAAUAGAUCGGCGAAUAAUAGAACGUAGUUAGGUGGAAGUCAACAAAAUAUUCUAUUUGUAACAUUGGUGGGUCAACAUUGCGAGGGGAAUGUGCAACUGCCCGCACUUCCAAUAUUUGCCAAUUGUAGAAUUGGUGCUUUUACUCAUAAACAAAUUGGAGAUGUAUAAUAAGUGUUUCCUUUAAUUUAAUUUCUAUUGCAUUUACUGAAAUUGUACAAUCCUCAUAGCAUGGUAGUGCUUCCAGAAAGCAUUUUGCUAAUAUUAAUGCCUUAAAUACCUGUUUUUGACAUUGGUAAAAACUGCAUAGUACAUGUAUUUCUAAAUAACUCAACACACACAGAAAAAAAAUCAGUACACGCUACAUGUAUUUUAAUUCUUGCUUGCAUUGUAAAAUAAAUGAAAAUAACAAAUUAACAUAUUUGGACACUUUAAUGAAAAUGUUUAGAAAAAAAAUGCCUUCAGGUCGAAAAUAGAAAUGAAUAGUGCAGUUUAUAUAUUAUUAAAAUGUCAAUAGUAGGCUAGAUGAGAGCAUUGUGUGUUCCUAUUCGUGCUACAUACACAUUAACUCGCCUCCUACAUUUCUUAGGUAAUAUAUAGGUAAACUAUUUUUGUAAUGAUUAAUACCUGCACUGCAGAAAAAAAUAAAGUUAAUUGAUACACUUUUUUAUAUUUGAUAAGUUUUGAAUAAAAUGGUUGAAGUUCUUCCUUGUGAAAAUUAUCAGUCCAUCCAAAUCAAUUUUGAUAUUUCAUAAUUCAAACAAGCAGCAGGAAUAAUAAGUGCCUUUUGAUUCAUUAUUCAAUGUACAGAAGAAGUUGUGACUAUGUAAAAACAAAAAUUAGAGAUUGUGUAUGUAUUGAUGUUUUUUUUCUGUAGAGAACUGUUUCAGGUUAACACAUUAGAAUACUUUACUACUUUUUCUGGUACUAACCAUAUUACAGAGCUUCCAUUUGUAGACUGCUGUGUGAUCUUUUGUCAUAUUUAAAAAAAAACAUGUAUAUAAGACUAUACACGUAUUACUUCAAAGUAUUCUGUAAAAAUAAGUAUACUUCACAUAAUGCAACAUAAAACACAUUGUGUUGAGCGUUUAAAUGUAUUGGAGAUUUUUGUUUCAGUAGACUGAUCUACUUAGUCCCGCCCCGUGAUGCAUUGACCAGUCACUGCUGUGAUGCAUAUUGUGCCAUGCUUAAAAUGUCUGACAGUUGUGAGUUUGACGACACGCAACAUCUGGACUGCAGUUUUGGCAAUUGAAGAGGUGCAUGUGUUGUUGACCACAUAUGCAGUGGGCGGGGCUAAAUGGAUCGGUCUAUGAGGUAACAAGGAGCAAUAUUCAUGUCAAGUUAGAGUCCACAAUGAGAUUAGCCUACACCAUAAUUGGAACUAUAGUCUCUGAAAAUGAAGGCCUAUCAGUCAUAUGAAUGCAGUCAGUGAUAUUAUCAAAGCAUGCACCAGCCAUUUACAUUAUAAUGAAUUGAUCAUACAAAGACGGGUGUGCUUUAAAAAGAAGACGGAAAUCUUUAGGUAGAGUAAAUCCACCACCUAGAAUAAAUGCAGUCAUUGAGGAGAACAAUGAUGUCUUUUGUACAACUUGAAAAACUUGUAUGCAUAAUUUAAAAAAAAAUUAUCAGAUGUCUGUAUCCAGCUGAUGUAUGUGAUAAAGAUUAUCGUUUGAAUAUAAUAACCUUCCAAACAACUAUGAAAUUAAUUGAUGUACAUAGUAUAUCAUUAAAUUGAGCUUGAUAUAUUAUGUGCUUGUCUCUACCAUACACCAGUUUUGAGCCAAUAGAUAAGCUCAUAUGUAAUAAAUGCAUGAUCUCUCCUUUUGGCAGUUUUAACUUGAAAUGUUGAGUGCAAAAGUGGAGUGCAUAAUUUCUUUAUGUUAUUAAUAAAUUAUACUUAAUAAACAGUGAUGUUUAAAAAAGUUUUCAAGUGAAAUUAGGAACUAUAGUACUGCAUGCAAGUGUUUGCCCAGUGUUAACACAAUGAUUAUCACGGAUAAUCCAAAUGUAACGUAAUUUUUUUGAAUUAUAUUUGGCUUAGAGUACUACUGAAAAUUGUAGAAAAUAAUUAUAGUUGGUCAUUAAGAAAUGUACUAUCAACCAUUAGCAUUAAACUGUAGCUACUGCUAGUAUUAGGGUUUUCAUGUAUAUAUGUAUUGAAUUCUGUGUAUUACAUACUGUAAUCAUGUAAAUAAAUUAGCUCCAGACUCAUUGACAGUGUUGCACACAAAACUUUUGCAAGAUUUCCAGUAUGACAAUGAGCCCCACAUCUUCAUUGGUUUCUACUACAUGUAGCAUGCUAUUAAGCAGAUGGUUAGCCAUGGUAUGCAGAUUUAGUUAACUUUCUGGGUACUCUGUACAGAUUUGUUAUGGGACAUACUAUGUGGGGCAAAUUUAACGGCACUGUGUAAACACAUGCUAAAGCUUUGGAGUUUUCUAUUGUUUUCUCAUUCUCUGAUGCGUACUUGCUACUUUGCUUACUGUGAAAAGGGUCCAAAGCUCUGUUGGCAAAUGUUUGUGAUGAGCUAAUGGGCAGAGCACCAGUCAACAGCAAUAACAUGACAUGAGAUUAUUGCUGGUAACCCUUUUUUUUUUGCCAAUCAAACCUGUUUCUGUGCUUAACAGAAUUCUGUGCAUAGUAUCUCUAUGAAAUUGCUCCCUCUAAUAGCGUUUUAAAGAUUUCUGAAAAAAAUUAUUGCUACUAGGGCCCCCCCCAACACAAAUUUCACUUGCUAUUGAAAUUAAGCAAUGCUACAUUUUGAUACUUAGUAAUUAGUUUGUAUAUGCCUGCCAUAAUGCAUUGUAUUCAGUAAUUUAAUAGUCUUCCUUAAGAGAAAUAAACAAUGGAAAGGGACGUAACUGAGA
Messenger RNA from Patiria miniata (bat star), 6926 nucleotides. RefSeq names its product transcriptional coactivator YAP1-like (gene yap1). Gene Ontology annotation, biological process: hippo signaling; positive regulation of transcription by RNA polymerase II. Gene Ontology annotation, molecular function: transcription coactivator activity; protein binding. The transcript has 7 exons. NCBI's taxonomy places the organism in Eukaryota, Metazoa, Echinodermata, Asteroidea, Valvatida, Asterinidae. The record is from RefSeq and is a predicted model, not a curated record. The coding region runs from base 376 to 1980 and encodes 534 amino acids. Gene Ontology annotation, cellular component: nucleus; cytoplasm.